Poeciliopsis prolifica (blackstripe livebearer) is the source of this 1736-nucleotide messenger RNA. RefSeq lists its product as uncharacterized. The record is from RefSeq and is a predicted model, not a curated record. Gene Ontology annotation, molecular function: catalytic activity. The coding region runs from base 121 to 1044 and encodes 307 amino acids. NCBI's taxonomy places the organism in Eukaryota, Metazoa, Chordata, Actinopteri, Cyprinodontiformes, Poeciliidae. The transcript is spliced from 7 exons.
GCGCCUCCCCAGCAGAGCUCAGCUGUCUGUCUUGACUGCUUUCAAAAGCGCUUGAGUGUCAUUUCGAAAUUGUUUGUGGAUUUCCGAGCGCCUGAGUGUCCCUUUCAGAAAGUGUUGGCAAUGCCUCUAAAGCAUUUCCGGGCUCUUGGACAAGUUUUCGCAGCUGAGCGUCAAGGCAGAAUAUUAAGUCAGUGUGGGAGCAUGACUUUGAAAACAGUAAAACCCUACAGCGCUUCAGCGGGAGGCGAAGACGCGGGUGCAGGUCAGACCGUGGUCUCAGAGCGAAGGGGAUCUGUGAUUAUGGUGGCAAUAAACCGCCCAGAGGUGCGAAACGCGGUGGACCAGGAGACAGCGGGGCGUCUGCUGGAGGAGCUGCAGGCCUUCGACAGCGACCCUGACUUGAACGUGGCUGUUCUGCACGGGAAAGGAGGGAAUUUCUGCGCUGGUUAUGAUCUGAAAAUGCUGGCCAAUCAAAAAGCCCCCCUUAAAUUGGAGCAAGAUGUCACAAAGGGUCCUGGCCCAAUGGGUCCAUCCCGUCUGCAGCUGUCGAAGCCGCUGAUAGCGGCCGUGAGCGGCUUCGCUGUGGCCGGAGGGUUGGAGCUGGCCCUGCUGGCUGACCUGAGGGUGGUGGAGGAGAGCGCCAUCAUGGGGGUCUUCUGCCGCAGAUUUGGAGUUCCCCUGAUUGACGGAGGGACAGUGCGGCUUCCUCGCCUCAUCGGUUUAUCAAGAGCGCUUGACCUGAUUGUGACCGGGCGGCCAAUCGGCGCUCAAGAGGCUCUGUCCUACGGACUGGCCAAUCGAGUUGUUCCUGAUGGACAAGCGUUGCAGACAGCCGUGCAGCUAGCAGAGCAGAUCAGCUCCUUCCCUCAGCAGUGUCUGCGGACGGACCGCUCCUCAGCCGUGUACAGCUGCUACGACGCCCCGUCCUUCACACAGGCCAUGCAGUAUGAAUUUGAUCACGGAGUUCAAGUCAUCCAGUCUGAAGCGAUUCCUGGGGCUAUCCAGUUUUCUUCAGGAGUUGGACGAGGAGGGAAAUUCCCCUAGCAUUUCACAUGUAGGAGGAUUUAUGAACUGUGACUUCAGGUGAUCUCAGUCUAUUGUUGCCACAAACUUGUGUUGCAAUCAGUUGAACUACUGCUUUACAACAUGCAAAAAUCAAGAAUAUAGAACACAAUGAGAAAGUUUUGUAUCAGCGCAGAAUGCUUCGUAUGGGAAAUGAAAUCUUUAUUAAUUACCUUAUUUUCUCCAUUAAAAUAAUAAAAAAAUUGCCCUGUAAUUGAGCUUUUCCCCCCCAUCUAUUUAAAAUGUAUCAAAUCAUUUCUCAGAAAUAUUUGUGUGCUUAGCAAACCAGGGCUUUAGCAGAUUACCACAAAACAAACCCAACACAAAGGAUUUCAGUGGCUUCAAAAGCAUCAAACCUGCACCAUCUUGUCACCGAUUCCUUGAACUGAUGCGAAAACCACUUGAUAACCGUCUGCUUGCAUAUCUGUGCAAGCUUGUGUGAAUAAAUCCGCAGACCUCUUGUCAGAUCUGUGCCAGGUGUAAAAAUUCCUGUGGCUACGAAGUGGAGGCUUUAGCUUCAGAGAGAAAUGUGUGCAAAUAUGUCGUACGUAUGACGCUUAUGGCUGUUUGAAAGUUUGAACUCCUUUUGUUUUUAAUAAACAAAGGUUACACAAGAAGGCCUAAACCCCAAAGUGUAUAGCGGUGAACGUCUUUGUGGAUGCACGGUUGUGCAC